AUGGCCGGCGGUGAGCGGCCCGUGGCCGAGGUGCUGGACGUGGGCAGCACCGAGGAGGCCGUGAGGGAGCUGGCCGAGGACGGCAAGGCCAGCCCAAUGGGCAAGGCGAAGGUGGAGGCGCUGCUGAGGGCGCUCGAGGAGGGCGCCGGAGGCGCCAGGCGGCGGCAUGAGCACCGGUUGGCGGAUUUCCUCAACGGGCUCGUGGUGUCGGACCCCUACUUCUCGUGGCCGGCGUCGGCCACCACCCACGACGCGUCACGUGUUACGCUUGGCUGA
Triticum urartu is the source of this 276-nucleotide messenger RNA. RefSeq lists its product as uncharacterized. NCBI's taxonomy places the organism in Eukaryota, Viridiplantae, Streptophyta, Magnoliopsida, Poales, Poaceae. The record is from RefSeq and is a predicted model, not a curated record.